Messenger RNA from Lontra canadensis (Northern American river otter), 3293 nucleotides. It is a transcript of the gene ZNF395, whose product is annotated as zinc finger protein 395. Gene Ontology annotation, molecular function: RNA polymerase II cis-regulatory region sequence-specific DNA binding; DNA-binding transcription factor activity. Gene Ontology annotation, cellular component: nucleus. Gene Ontology annotation, biological process: regulation of transcription by RNA polymerase II. The record is from RefSeq and is a predicted model, not a curated record. NCBI's taxonomy places the organism in Eukaryota, Metazoa, Chordata, Mammalia, Carnivora, Mustelidae. The transcript has 10 exons. The coding region runs from base 149 to 1651 and encodes 500 amino acids.
GGCGGCUGGAGCGGAGCGGGGCUGUGGGCCGCGCCGGGUGGGCGGGCGGGGGCUGCGGCAGCUGCAGCCCCGAGCCGAGCCGAGCUGUCCGAGCGGGAGCUGCCCGGCCCGCGCUGCUGCUCGUGGCGGGGCGAGGAAAGGCAGCAGAAUGGCCAGCAUGCUGUCCCGGCGCCUUGGGAAGCGUUCUCUCCUGGGAGCCCGCGUGUUGGGGCCCCCCGGGGCUGCCCCACCCUCAGAGCCUCAGACUGAGCUGCUGGAAGGGGCGGCUCCCCAGCCCUUCCUGGCCUCCAAGGACACUUCCUGCCAGGAGCAGCCCAAGGAAAUCCUCAAGGCUCUCAGCACCUCAGGCCUCCAGCAAGUGGCCUUUCAGCCUGGGCAGAAGGUUUAUGUGUGGUAUGGGGGUCAAGAGUGCACAGGACUGGUGGAGCAGCAUAGUUGGGCAGAGGAUAAGGUGACGGUCUGGCUUUCGGAUCAGAAGCUACAAAUCUGCUGUAAGGCAGAGGAGGUGUGGCUGGCCGAGGCCCAGGGCUCUGUGCCCCAGGCACCUCCUCUGGAGCCGGGAACCCCAGUACCAGCCUACAGGCCUGUCUCCAGAAACAUUGAUGUCCCAAAGAGGAAGUCAGACGCGGUGGAAAUGGAUGAGAUGAUGGCGGCCAUGGUGCUGACGUCCCUGUCCUGCAGCCCCGUCGUGCAGAGCCCUCCCGGGGCUGAGGCCAACUUCUCAGCUGCGCGAGCUGCUGGUGAUCCGUGGAAGGAGAGCGGUGACGUGUCUGACAGCGGCAGCAGCACCACCAGUGGGCACUGGAGUGCUGGCAGUGGCAUUUCUACUCCCUCGCCUCCCCACCCCCAGGCAAGCCCCAAGUAUUUGGGGGAUGCCUUUGGUUCUCCCCAGACUGAUAAUGGGUUUGAGACCGACCCGGAUGCUUUCCUGUUGGAUGAACCGGCUCCACGCAAAAGAAAGAACUCCGUGAAGGUGAUGUACAAGUGCCUGUGGCCAAACUGUGGCAAAGUUCUGCGCUCGAUUGUGGGCAUCAAACGACAUGUCAAGGCCCUCCACCUGGGAGACACCGUGGACUCAGACCAGUUCAAGCGGGAGGAGGAUUUCUACUACACAGAGGUGCAGAUGAAGGAGGAAGCUGCUGCUGCUGGUGCCACCACAGCCGACCCAGCUCCCACCCCUGGCAUGACCAGCCCGCCCCUCGCACUCCUUCCACCACCUCCUGCAAAAACCCAGUCCUCAGGCCCAGAACACCCUGGCCUGGAGUCUUACCUGCCCUCUGGUGCUCUCAGCAAGUCAGCUCCUGGCUCCUUCUGGCACAUUCAGGCUGACCACGCGUACCAGGCCCUGCCGUCCUUCCAGAUCCCUGUGUCGCCACACAUCUACACCAGUAUUAGCUGGGCUGCCGCCCCCUCCACGGCCUCCUCCCUCUCUCCAGUCCGGAGCCGGUCGCUAAGCUUCAGCGAGCCCCAGCAGCCACCACCGGCAGUGAAAUCUCACCUGAUUGUUACUUCUCCACCCCGGGCCCAGAGCAGUGCCAGGAAAGCCCGCGGAGAGGCUAAGAAGUGCCGGAAAGUGUAUGGCAUCGAGCACCGGGACCAGUGGUGCACGGCCUGCCGCUGGAAGAAGGCCUGCCAGCGCUUCCUGGACUGAACCUGUCCCACCGGCCUGUCCUCUUCGUGCCCUGCCCCAACUGGCAGCCAGAUGACAAAAGACAGCCGAGUCACAAGCCCUCGGCAGAAGCCUAAAAGAUGAAGAGUGGACAUUGGGAGUUUGGGCUCUGUUGGCUAAGGUUCAGUUGUUAAAACAUUUCCCACCCCCUCACCCUUUUUGGGAACAUUUUAGUUUUUUUUAAAAGAAGAAAGGAAAAUAACCCCCACGCCAAAAUAGGAGAGAGCCAAAACUGACCAAGGGUAUUCUGCAGUGAACCAGAGACCAAAGAAUUAAUUACCCUCUCUUUCCACGUCUCUCUCUAGGGGAUUAGUUUGCAUGUCUCAAAAGACAGAACAGCUCAUUCCAUUUCCUGCUGAGUUGGUGAAGUCUUUGCUUUCUCAACUCUUCCUGAAGGGACUGUGAGCAAGAUGGAUUUACUUUUCUUAAAAAAAAAAAUUCUGGCUGAUGAGUCCAAGAGCAGGACCUGUCAUGGGUAGGGUGGGGAGAGUGGGGUGGGGGGAGGGGAAAUCUGUGCACUUUUUAAGGUGCAGCCGGCCCCUCUUCUCCCCCCCAAAUCUGGGAGAAGGGAGAGCCUGUUCUCACCGAGUGGCUUCCAUGGAAGUAAAAGGAAAACCCUUUCUUGAUGACAACGAUUUGAACCUGGGGUCCCUCAGCUGUUGGGUUGUUUCCCAACAAAUACUGUAUGGCUUCUUCUCAAAGCCCAGACUAGUAGGUUUUUAAAGACUGUCCCCAGAUAGCUGAGCCAAAAGGCUAUAUGAAUUCACUUUUUUAAAAUGUGGCAGUUAAACACUAACUACCUUGACCAUUUCCCCCUCUUUCCUUGAGGAAAAGCUGGAGGGUUUCAGGAUCUGUGAAUGCCCUCUGCUGUUCUCUGAGUAAAUGAACUCCCUCUUGAUGUUCCUGCCUCCAGUUAUGGACAUGACACCUCCGAAACACCUUGUGUUCUUUUCCCCGUGCAUUCAGAGCCUUUUAUCUGAUUAAAGUUCCCUUCUGCUGGGGGAAGAGGCCCCCUUUGGCAUGCCCUGCACAGGUUCCUCUGUCUGGUUUUCCCAGGGAUUGUCCUGUUUCCUCCCAAGGCUGCGGUUAGGGGUCGUGUGGGGGGAGGGAAGAGAAGAAGAGGUAGAAAGGUAGGUGGCAGCUUGCCCCAGAGAUGGAGAGGGAGUUGGCAGGUUCCAGAUCGUUCUCCCAGGAGAAUCCAGUUUCCCUCGUGAGGUGAGAAGUGGGAAGGACAUCUCUCCCAUCAGUGUUCACAGCUUCUGGAUUUUUAUCUGUGUCCUUCCAAUCCCUGUGAUGAUGGGAAGGUCGGUUUGAUCCCGAGUAACCUUCUCAGGUUAUUUGCUGAGCACUGUUUCUUGCCUGCAGAGGGGAGAGGGAAGGAGCCCCGAGGAACUCCGGUGAGGAGGGGUCAGAUUAGCAGCUUCUGGGCUUUAGCACUUGUGGUUUCUGGAGCCCUCAAGGACUGAGAGGAGCCUGCAUUGGGGUUUGCGAAGUAAAUUAGCAAAGCUAUUCUGGUUGAUGUGAAGGGAGAUGUAGGUGGGGAGUUCAGUGCCCUCCCAUCUGUGCUUAAUAGAGAUCAGACAUGCUUAGCCCUCAGGGGAGGGCACGUUUUGUUUGGGAGCUC